Molecule: messenger RNA, 1014 nt
Organism: Gracilinanus agilis (Agile Gracile Mouse Opossum)
Lineage: Eukaryota; Metazoa; Chordata; Mammalia; Didelphimorphia; Didelphidae
Product: ceramide synthase 4-like
Exons: 10
Coding region: 1-1014 (337 amino acids)
Biological process (GO): ceramide biosynthetic process
Cellular component (GO): membrane
Molecular function (GO): sphingosine N-acyltransferase activity; DNA binding
Source: RefSeq, a predicted model, not a curated record
AUGAAGGAUUCCAAUGGGGUCACAUACCCUCACCCCAAAGACCUCCUGGCAACCAUUCCCUUGGCAUUCAUCUUAGUGAUCAUCCGGUUUAGCUUUCAGAGGACCAUUGGUGUAUAUCUGAGCAAAGUCAUGGGUGUUCGUGAUCACAUUAGAUUAAAGGCUGCCCCCAACCCCAUCCUGGAGUCCUUUUUUCAGACUCAGAGUUGGAAUCCCAAAGAGGCUCAGUUGAGUCUUCUGGCCAGUCAAUGUGGCCUUUCUGUGAGACAGGCUCAAUGCUGGUUUCGCUGUCGAAGGAAGCAAGAACAGCCAAAUUUGAGAAAGUUCUGUGAAUCCAGUUGGAGAUUUUUAUUUCAUUUUUCUUCUUUCUUUGGUGGCUUCUUCAUCCUCUACAAUGAGACAUGGUUUUGGGAACCCACAACAUGCUUUGAGGGAUACCUCAACCAGCCUCUGAAGAUUGGUAUAUAUUGCUGGUACUUGUUGGAGAUGAGCUUCUACCACUCUUUGCUGCUCACUCUGCCCUUUGAUGUGAAGAGGAAGGACACCAUGGAACACAUCAUCCACCACUUUAUCGUCAUUACCUUGUUGUUCUUCUCCUAUUGUUGCAACUUUGUGCACAUUGGUGCCCUGACACUGUUACUACAUGACAUAACUGACAUCUUAUUGGAGGCCAAUAAGAUGUUCCAUUAUGCACGGUGGGAAAAUACAAGUGAAAUACUCUUCAUCAUCUUUUCUGUGGUGUUCAUUUUUAACCGGCUUAUUCUCUUUCCAACCAAAAUCAUCAAUACUACCUUGUAUCAUUACACGUUAAAGCCCUUCUUUGGAUAUUAUGUAAUGAUUAUCUUUUCGAUAAUCCUGCAGGGACUCCAUGUCUUCUGGUCCUAUCUCAUUCUCACUAUGGUCUAUUCAUUUGUUGUGGGCGAUAAGGUGAAGAAUGAUAUGAGGAGUGACUCAGAAGAACAAGACACAAGUGAUGAGCAGUCCAAACCAGAAAGAGAAAGGAACAAAAGCCUCUAA